AAUUAUUACAAUUUUUUUUUUUUAAAAGUUUGCUUAUAACGAUAUGUUAAUUUUCAAAAACUGAUUUGAACAAAAAUGGAAAAGUCUACAAUAUCAGGUGGUUUGUUUUCAACUUAUUCAAUUUUCAGUAAUGCUGCUGGAGUUGCUGGGAACCUAUGUGCAUUUGUUUUGUUUGUAUCACCAAUACCAACAUUCAGAAGGAUAAUCAGGAGCAAAUCAACAGAACAGUUUUCAGGGCUGCCUUAUAUAUAUGCUUUGUUGAAUUGCUUAAUAUGUCUUUGGUAUGGUACACCAAUUAUAUCUCCUGGUAUUAUACUGGUUUUUACGGUUAAUUCUGUUGGCGCGGUAUUCCAGUUGGCGUAUAUACUCAUCUUCAUCGUAUAUGCAGAGCGAACGAAGAAGUUGAAGAUGUUAGGGCUGUUGCUUGGUGUUUUUGCUGCAUUUGCUGCUGUGAUUUCCAUCAGCAUCUGUCUAUUUCAACCUCCAAAUCGACAAACUUUUGUCGGAUAUUUGUCCGUGUUAUCUCUCAUUUCGAUGUUUGCUUCUCCGUUGUUCAUAAUUAAUUUGGUUAUCAGAACAAGAAGUGUUGAGUACAUGCCAUUCUAUCUGUCCCUUGCAACUUUUCUAAUGAGCCUUUCUUUCUUUGCUUAUGGAAUGUUUAAGCAAGAUGCAUUUAUCUAUGUACCAAAUGGUAUAGGAGGAGUUCUCGGUGCCAUACAACUAAUCUUGUACUGGAGAUACAGCAGACCUAAUGAAGAGCCAACAAGACCUCUCCUGGAGUCCAACGCGUGAAAAAACUACAUCCGAGCUGAAAAUACUUACUUGCACCCAGUGUUUACAUCAAACUACAUAAUUUGUAUACAAGAUGCAUGUCUUGCAUCAAUAGAAUUGGUGUAAACACCAGGCUUGUCUAGUCUUUUUUCCCAUUGAAAAGUCAUCCAAAAACUCUUUUUUCUGUUCUCAUUCUUUUCGAAUUUGGUAUUGCAUACAGUUGGUA
This is a messenger RNA of Capsicum annuum, 997 nucleotides long. RefSeq names its product bidirectional sugar transporter SWEET2a. Lineage: Eukaryota; Viridiplantae; Streptophyta; Magnoliopsida; Solanales; Solanaceae. Gene Ontology annotation, cellular component: membrane. The coding region runs from base 76 to 792 and encodes 238 amino acids. The record is from RefSeq and is a predicted model, not a curated record. Gene Ontology annotation, biological process: carbohydrate transport. The transcript is spliced from 6 exons. Gene Ontology annotation, molecular function: sugar transmembrane transporter activity.